This is a messenger RNA of Asterias rubens (European starfish), 2521 nucleotides long. RefSeq names its product monocarboxylate transporter 13-like. Bases 11 to 1369 code for a protein of 452 amino acids. Gene Ontology annotation, biological process: transmembrane transport; monocarboxylic acid transport. The record is from RefSeq and is a predicted model, not a curated record. NCBI's taxonomy places the organism in Eukaryota, Metazoa, Echinodermata, Asteroidea, Forcipulatida, Asteriidae. Gene Ontology annotation, molecular function: monocarboxylic acid transmembrane transporter activity. The transcript has 4 exons.
ACUGGAGAAAAUGACAGUAACACGGAAACAUAAUUUCGCUCACCUUAGCCAGGUCGAUCGCGGCUGGGCUUGGGCUGUCUUGCUCGGUGUUCACGUCUGUAACAUUUUCGGUUACGGAUAUUUGACUACCUUGGGUUUAUUCUUCACAGAAUGGAAGGAGUACUUCGAUGAAUCCGCCACUGCAACGAGUUUACUUCUUAGUCUGCCCUGGAUGGUUGCGAGUCCGUUCUGUUUCUUCAUUGGUGUUAUUGCAUCUCGUUUUGGCAUCAGACGAGUCGCUAUGACUGGGGCUUUAAUCAACGGGUCAGCAACUAUACUCGGCUCGCUAACCAAAGACAUGUGGCAGUUGUACAUGUGUAACGCCUUAUCUGGUGUAGGCGUGGUCAUGAUGCUGUCAUCAGGAAUGAUCAUCAUCUCCCAGUACUUUAAGACAAGAUUUGCAAUCGCGAAUGGAAUAGCAGUAGCCGGUGUCAACGUCGGUCAAAUAAUGUUCACCCCGUUGUUCCGUUUCCUCAUUGAUACAUACGGAUGGAGGGGAACCAUGUUCAUCACUGGUGCCCUGCAGAUGAACUGUGUCGCUGCUAGCGCCCUCUUUCGUCCGCUCAAGACACAUAAUUCGAACGGAAGAAAACCCAACAAUAGUAUGAGCAUUAAUAUGCAUGUGCUAGGUGAUGAUACAGUAAUCAAUGACUCCCAUAAGAAACAAAAGUCUAAUGUUGCCCUUAAGAUUUUCACUAAUGUUAAAGCCAUGUUGCUUAUUCUAGCCACAUGUGUGUUCUCAAUUGGCUUACUGACAAAUCUAGCUCAUCUCCCCGCCAGAUGUAAAGAAGGCGGUUGGUCGGAUGAUCAAAGCGGGAUGUUACUUUUAUCCUUCGCAAUCACAGCCAUGAUAACUAGACCUACCCAUGGUUGGUUUGUUGACAAUAACUACAUAGGCUGCUUCAAGCUUCAACUCAUCGUACUCAUUAGUGCUUCAUUAAUUACAUUCACGAACCCUGUGUCCAACAACUAUAUAUUCUUAAUUGGGUAUUCGGCUGUUUUGGGCGCCCUACUUGGAAUCGGAUGUCCGCUGUUGAUUGUUAAUAUGAAGAGUUUAGUGAAUGGACCUACCACGCCAGCGGCUUUGAGUUUAAUUUGGGCAACGGUGUUUCUCUUCAACGGAGUUGGGUCGGUUGUUGCAGGCAAGCUUUACGAUGCUACGGGGAACUAUGUUGUCCCAUUCCUGACAGCGGGCGCUAUGUUCCUUGCGGCUUUCCUUCUGGUCGCUCUAAUCACUGUAAUGAAACGUCGACAAGAUUUACGUGAACUGCAGCUACGCAAUAAUGUGCAAUGUCAAAGUGCUCUUUCAAGUAAUAAUGUAUCAAAUUAGUUCUCUCGAUGAAAUGUUCACCAGUUAGUACUGCAGCCAUAGAGCAAGAGUCGUAAAGGGUGUCUAGUCAAAAACAAGUGGACCGAGAUAUAUGAUUUCAAAACAAAACAACUGAGUUUGAGACUCAAAACCCCAGUAAAGCACAUUGAACAAGCAGUCUGCUCUGCUCAUCUGAAAAGGGGAAUGAAACAAAUUGAUCAUUCUAAGAGAUGCCUGUUUUACUAAAAGCACUCAAUGUUUGUAGCUGUCCAUGGAAUGUUAACGCUUGAUUAAAUCUGAGUAAGUAGCAAAGGGCAUAACAAAAGUCAUUCAUUUGUCAAGCAUUCCGCAGACAGCUUGCACAAUGCGUAUAUUGAUAAAAUAGAGAUAUAACUCCUCUCAGGAAGGAUCAAUUUCUUUCAUUUUUGGGGGUCUAAUAAGCAAGAGAGAGAGAAUGUUUGUUUAAUAAUAUGUGCUUUGCAACACCUUUUGGUGUCUUGUUUGUUUUUUAAAACAUCACCAAUCCCGGUCAACUUCUUUUUGACUUAUAUACAGUGCACAUUCUUCGACAAAGAGUAGAAUUAGAAAUUCCUCCGGCUGUGCUCCAACUCGUUAACGAAUUACAUAACCAUUUCUUUAUAAUAUAGAAUUCUGACUGUUUGUGCGGGGCCAAAUUUCUUAAAGCUGUUUAGCAGGAAAUUUUGCAAAGCAAGAAUUAAGGAGCAUAUACCAUUGACAUCAAUGGUAAACAUUUGGUGGUUUGGCUGGUAAAACAGUUUUGCUAAGCAAUAAUUCUCUGGCGUGAUACACUUAAGUGAUCGAUCACAUUCAAAGAUUCAAGGCACUGGAUACUUUUUGUAAUUAAUCAAAAUAAGCAUAUAAGCAGAAAGAUAAUUUAAUUUUUACACAUUCCAUUCUCGUCUUCCUUCUUCUUAUUCGAGCUCGACCAAAAAUAAACACUCGCUAUUUACUUUAAAGAAAUGUAUUAAUCAAAGUGGGGGGAAAUGCAAGCGAAGAAUUUGGUUAAAUAAAUAACUGUGUAGGAGUCAAUGUGUCUGUACUUCGAAAAGUACAUCUCCCUGGGCAAAUAACUUACAUUGCUAAGCAAGAAUUAAGGAGCAUAUACCGUAUUUAAGGCACUGGACACUUUUGGUAAUAUUGUCAAAGACCAGU